AUGAGGGUGGUCACUACCAUUCCGUCAUCAUCCACCGACGCCGUCGGCCAAGGGUCGCUCGCAUCAGCCGAGGCUCCCGCUGAGGCGACCCCAUUCGGGGAGAUCGUGCAGAAGACGCGCGACCUUCUUGGGCCGACCUUCCCAUUGCGCAGGACGUCGGAGGGAAUACGCGAGUUUUCCGUGCCGAGCCUUGUCCCUCGGCCAAGUCUCACCAGAGAGCAGCGAGACUUCAUCGCUUUUCUAUUCGGAGACCGUUGCCAAGACAUCCUCGAACAGCGCGCGGCUGAUGUGACACUCGCGCUGGACAAAAUCAGGAGCAAGACGCCAGCAGGCACGGUCUCCCCCGAGAGCGAGAACGACUUGCAGAAGUUCGUUAACUCGUCGAGGAGAGACCUGCUUUACGUGAAGAUUAUGAGAAAUAACAUCACGGAGAGAUACUGUGCUCCUCCGGAAGUCUACCCUGAGGAUAUUAAUGACAACGACGGCUACUACCUGGUCAUGGAUUACGACAUGCCGUAUCUCCUGGCGGACGAUCGAAUGUGGGGUUAG
Molecule: messenger RNA, 549 nt
Organism: Chaetomium strumarium
Lineage: Eukaryota; Fungi; Ascomycota; Sordariomycetes; Sordariales; Chaetomiaceae
Exons: 3
Coding region: 1-549 (182 amino acids)
Source: RefSeq, a predicted model, not a curated record